Clonostachys solani is the source of this 1815-nucleotide messenger RNA. Lineage: Eukaryota; Fungi; Ascomycota; Sordariomycetes; Hypocreales; Bionectriaceae. The record is from the annotation of a GenBank genome assembly.
AUGUGUAAACGUCCAUUUUGGAAAACGCCCUUGCUUUGGGUUCUUCCUCGGUGCAGAAUCUGUAGAUUUUCUCUUGAAGAGGGUGAAGAUUUCGUUAUAGUGACCGUGGACGGUUAUCGGACCCAAUCUUUCACGUACUCAGCAAACCAAAGUUUCCAAGACGAAGAUCUCAGACGACGCAUUUAUUGCAGCAAAUAUGUUAGCAGUUGGUUGCUUGAUGAAGUAGCCAUUGCUUGUCAUCGCGACUGUCUCAAAUUCGCCUGUAAGCUUGUGCCGUGGGCCGAGUUUCGACCAGCGUCGGAUCGGGAGGCAUCAUCCAUAGCGAAGGCUAGGCUCAACUACUCCGGCACCAAUUUCAAGCAGUCGCGGUUUAAAAACAAUUUGAUUGCCAUCUACGGAAGGUACAGGGAAUCAAUUCCUGCUGACGCCCACAGUCCCUCAGAGCAAGAAAUGGUCGGCGACCACAGCACAUCCUCAACUUCUUCGUCUAGCAUUAACCAGGGCGGUGCAAUUGGAACACCUAUUUCUCGGCUGUUCGCAAACAGCAUCUACUGGUACGAUCCCACUCCUUCCGAGGAGCAGCACAGGCUUCAGGUCUUACGGGAAGAACUGGGGUGGAUACUCAGCGAGACCUUGAGUCCAAGUGGGAAACUACCUUGUGAGAUUUCCACUCUGAUUGCUGACCACCUUAUCCAAUAUUACACUACCACGGCAUCUCUGGUACUUCCUUACGAAGGCGAGUCUACUGUUGGCAUAUCGAAUGACAUUUGGGCAACUUAUAUACAGAUCGACGGCAGAUCGUAUAUAUCCGGCUUAUCAAACGUGCCGACUCGCGAGAACAUGAAACUAAUUCUGCAAGCCGGUAGCCGACAUGGAGAAGACACCCUUUACAUUUUGGGAGAUCAUAUGGGAAUCCAUGAAAUUCAUUUCUCUAGUGGCCUAUCCGAAGCAAUCAAACCAACUGAGUUUUCCUCUUGGUGGCGCGUCCUUCCCCUGGACUCUAAGCAGGACAAGCUCAGCUUUUUCUCAGACGGGACUAAACUUCAAUCACUAUCAAAUUACAUUGCAAGACCAAAUUCACAAAGCCCGCUUCUCGCCGAGCGUAUGCUGUGGGCCGAGCCAAUUACUCCAAACGAACUGUCUAGUCUUAAAUAUGUAUGCUUAAGAUGGUAUGAUGUGUGUUCACAUGGCCUGGGCACCUCCAGGAUGGUUCCCGCCACGAUCAACGCCCCUGGCUGUGCCGGUUAUUCUGUGUACUUCCGGCCACGGCCAGACAAUGAUGCCAUCCUGGGACUCUCAGGUUUUCAUGCACACAGGGCUGGCCAAGCGCUUGAUUUCCAUCGAACAGCAGUAUAUUGCCCAUCUAAUGCAGUGUGCACUUUCGUGCCGAUGAAAGACGGAGAGCGUGUGCAUCAAGUCUGGUAUGGGUGCUCCUUACAGCCUGUGAAUGCCAGCCAUCUUGCUCUUACUUACAAUGUGAUGUGGCAGUUGGUGACAUCCUCUGGGCGAUGCUUGAUUAUCAUCGGAUCGAGCCAUGGUGGCUGCCCAGUGAGAAGACGGAAUAUACACGAGAAAGAGAAAUAUGUCUGGAAGCUAGCAGCUACCGCUUCCUCGAAUGUGGAAGAUCGGUUGUGGCUUGUGUACGACAGCUCGAAAAACGACGUGCUCGCAGGGUUGGCCGGUCCCAGAGCCGGGGAGGAUGUUCCGCUGCCAUCACCGCUGGACAUAACAACUGCAGAUUUUACAGGCGACGAACAGUCUCAGCUUUGCUCCGAGUCUCCGUCUGUUUUCGUCUGGGAACAGUCAAUUUGUUAG